AUGACCUAUCCCGUGAAUCCACGUAUUGAUCUUGCCUUUAAGAGAAUUUUUGGGGUCGAGCAAAACAAAGACCUAACCAUUUCUCUUCUCAAUUCUAUUAUUUCUGAAGAGGACCAGGUAGAAGAUAUUACCCUUCUCAAUCCUUAUAAUCCCAAGCACUUUGCAGAAGAUAAGCUUUCCAUCUUGGAUAUUAAAGCACGAGGCUGUAACGGCAAACUCUUUAACAUUGAAAUUCAAGUUACUGACGAGUCAGAUUAUGAUAAAAGGGCUCUCUAUUAUUGGGGUAAGGUUUAUACAGAACAAUUAAAACAAGGACAGGAUUAUGGAAAGCUAGAAAAGGCGAUUGGUAUCCACAUCCUCAACUUUACCUCCAUCCUCGAAAACAAGAAAUACCACAAUACCUUUCGUCUGACAGAAAUAGAAGAUGGUUUUGUCUAUUUUAAAGAUACCGAACUUCACACCAUUGAGCUGAAUAAGUUUGAAAACCAGCUUCCUGAAAAACUCAAUGAGCUGGUCAAAAAAAUCAAAACUUCUCUAGAUAUUUGGUCCUCGUUUUUGACCAAGUAUGAUCUCCUGAAUCCAGAGAAUCUCCCCAAAGAGCUCGAUAAUCCCGAAUUGAAAAAAGCCCUUGAAGUUCUUGAACACAUUAACAUGAGGGAAGAAGAGCGAGAAGCUUACGAAAAUAGACUGAAAUGGCUGCGUGUUGAGACCAACGCUCUUAAUAAGAAAUAUAAUCAAGGCAAGGAGGCAGGUCUGAAAGAGGGUGAAGCUAAGGGGAUUGAAAAAGGCAAGGAAGCAGAAAAAAUCCAUCUAGCCAAGAAGAUGAUUGAGAAAGGCCAACCAGUUGAGCUAGUAUCCGAAAUUACGGGGCUCUCCAAGGAAGACGUUGAACACCUCCAUGAAACUCACCUUAAAAAUCUCCCUAAGAUUAAACAAGAAACCAUCAACCCCACAGAAUAA
Stylophora pistillata is the source of this 960-nucleotide messenger RNA. RefSeq lists its product as uncharacterized. The record is from RefSeq and is a predicted model, not a curated record. NCBI's taxonomy places the organism in Eukaryota, Metazoa, Cnidaria, Anthozoa, Scleractinia, Pocilloporidae.